This is a messenger RNA of Canis lupus familiaris (dog), 1301 nucleotides long. RefSeq names its product H2A clustered histone 5 (gene H2AC5). Bases 35 to 427 code for a protein of 130 amino acids. The transcript has a single exon. Gene Ontology annotation, cellular component: nucleosome. The record is from RefSeq and is a predicted model, not a curated record. Gene Ontology annotation, molecular function: DNA binding; protein heterodimerization activity; structural constituent of chromatin. NCBI's taxonomy places the organism in Eukaryota, Metazoa, Chordata, Mammalia, Carnivora, Canidae.
UUUGUGUGGAAACCCGCACCGCUGUUUGUUUGAAAUGUCGGGUCGGGGAAAGCAGGGCGGCAAGGCUCGCGCCAAGGCCAAGACGCGCUCGUCGCGGGCCGGGCUCCAGUUCCCGGUGGGCCGCGUCCACCGCCUGCUCCGCAAGGGCAACUACGCGGAGCGGGUCGGGGCGGGCGCGCCGGUGUACCUGGCGGCCGUGCUGGAGUACCUGACGGCCGAGAUCCUGGAGCUGGCGGGCAACGCGGCCCGCGACAACAAGAAGACGCGCAUCAUCCCGCGCCACCUGCAGCUGGCCAUCCGCAACGACGAGGAGCUCAACAAGCUGCUGGGCCGCGUGACCAUCGCGCAGGGCGGCGUCCUGCCCAACAUCCAGGCCGUGCUGCUGCCCAAGAAGACCGAGAGCCACCACAAGGCCAAAGGGAAGUAAAAUCUAGUACAGAGGACACUUGCCUACAGUUUUACUACAGCAAAUUCAAGGCUCUUUUCAGAGCCAUCCAUAUUUCCACAAGAAAGGCUGGUAGCCCAAUUUAUGUUACGUUGAUAGUUCUUAACAUUUUGUGUAACAGAUAAGGUUAAGUUAACGCUACGAUCCAAAUAAACAGGCAUAGCCGACGUCGUUUCGCUGUAAGAAGGUAGAGUGAAAUGUACAAACAAAGGAAAUUUGCUUUUUGACCAAUACAACCUCGUAAGGUUUUUCCAAUUUUUAGUUUUAGGAAAAAUCAUUUUAUCUCGGGUCAUUGUGUGUAUCUAGCAUUACCAAACCAGGUGCUUUACGUGUGAUGUUCCAGAUACACCCAGGGUCCCUGUCAUGUAGUCCACGGGAAAAACUCGGUAUUAAAGGGAGCUAUAAUGACCAAAGACGUAGGAAGUGGCAAUCUAGGCGACCCGAUAUUUACUUCAAAAUAACUAACGUAAGGGAAAAGAGGACAAAUUUGUACUCAAUGAAGGGUGCAGACCAGCAGGAUUGAUAACCUUCGAGUCUAAGAAAUUUGGAGAAUUUCAGGCCCGACCUAGACUUACAGAACAACAAAUUCCAUUUUACAUGUUUAUUUCUUAAUUGGCUGGUUAAGCAUACUGUACUUAGUGAAAGUAUAAAACAUACCGAAAAGAGAGAGAGAGGUGGCAUAAUUUAUCCAAUCAGAUUCUCCGGUAAUUAAUCAAUGUGCUUACCGUUUGACCAAUGGUUUUAGCGCCCAGAUCUUUUGAAAAAUUACAAGGCCAAUCAGAAUGCUUCUUACUGUAUAUAAUGGAAUCUUUCGCCCUUUACCCGCUAGGCUGUCGGUGUGUCUUUAGUUUCGUCU